Molecule: messenger RNA, 5166 nt
Organism: Venturia canescens
Lineage: Eukaryota; Metazoa; Arthropoda; Insecta; Hymenoptera; Ichneumonidae
Product: putative RNA-binding protein Luc7-like 2
Exons: 4
Coding region: 3393-4220 (275 amino acids)
Biological process (GO): mRNA splice site recognition
Cellular component (GO): U2-type prespliceosome; U1 snRNP
Molecular function (GO): mRNA binding
Source: RefSeq, a predicted model, not a curated record
CAUGAUUUAUUAUAUCAGAAAUAAUAACAGCGCUUGCUGACAUGAAAAAGAAAGAGGAAAUUCAUAUUUUCUUUCUUUUUUUCUUGUCAAUCUUUUCUAUCAUUGUAUUGAAACUUUAUCAUGGUGGAAGUACGAGCGUUAGCUUUGAGCUGACUAAUUAUUGAAAUUGUACCAAGAGGGAAAACAUUUUAUUGCCUUCAACCGUUUUGCCGUAUCUCUCAAGAUUACUAGUGCUAUACUCUUCAAGUUUUUGCGCACAGCCACAUCAAGCCCUUGGAUGGUAGAAUUCCCAGAAAAAUAAAACAGAUGAAAGUAAGACACGGGUAUUCUUUGCUGACCUGAUCUAUGUACCAUUCUCUUCUAAAUCUCCAUAUUUUACCAAGACUGUUAUGUUAUCUUCUACUUGUUGAAUUUAAAAUUCAAGCUCAAAUUCAUUGAGGUUCGAAUCUACUAAAAUGGAGAACUAAUUACGGAGCCUGAUUACAUGGCAAUUCUACAAAUAAUCCUAUAAAAUAAUCCAAUAAACAAUGAAUAUUUAUGCUCUUCGUUAAAUUAAAAAAAAAUUAUUUGCUCUUUGAUUAUAUAAAUUGGCCAUCCUAUUCUCAUAGUUUUGCAAAGGUCUUAGUCAAAAGUGAGCCCCUGAUCAAAUUACUGAAUACUUGUGUAACUCCUAAAAGAAACCCAUUAAUCCCUUUGCUCGUGAAUGGCUUGAUAGCAAACCCGACAUUUUUUGGGAAAAAAGUACUAAAAGUUUCUUCCUUCGCAAAAUAUUUGCAUCUUCAAAUGUAGAACUCCCAAAGACCGGAGAACAUGAGGGAACAUUCAUAAAAAAUAGAGACGGUGGGCUACCUAACUUCACAAACAUCUCAAUUGAUUUCGGUGUGAUUGAGAAUUUGAUAAAAAAACAUCGAUAUGAAAACUAGUAGAAGAUUUAAUCAAGCACGAAUGUGUGAUCAGCGUUGGAUGGAAUGUACUUCGGUGUACUAAUCGACGACCUCGCUGCAGUUCUAUUUCCAGUGAAUAGCUGGAGAAGCGAUACCGCGAUCUUAUACCGAUUGUACAAUAUCUGUCAACAGAAUAUAUUGUACAUUCGUAUAUCGUGUACUUGUCCCUCUUGCACACACACACACACACACACGCGCGCGUUACUGUAAGUACCGAAAAAAAACUGAAAAACCAUAAAACACCCAAAAACCCACAAAAAAAGCAAGAAAAAAAGAAAGAAAAGCGAAAAUUCAAUGAAGAGACGCGUACGUAUUGCAACUAUCAUUUAUUUUUUUCUUUUUCAUCACACUCUCCAUUAUUAUUCGAGGCUACGAGCAAUAGAGUUGUUUAUUAAAUUAUUAGGCCAAAAAUCACAGUUCUCUUACCAUAACAAUUUAUCGUGGUGUUACAAUUUUUCAUUGUCCAACGAAAAAUUUAAAAAAUUUGUUCGGUCAGCUUGAGCUAUGUGUUUAGCCCGUUAAAUAGUCCUGGAUCGAAAGGAACUGUCUCAUUAAAAAUGCAUUGGCGAAUAUUAUUGUAUUUCCGUCACAAUUGCUCUAUUUAAUGCCAAUUAUACAUCCGACUUUAUAGCCCGGAGCCUCGUUCGGAAGAAGCGUUUGAGCUGGAGAAAAAAGGACGAAACUGUCCGUCCACGUUUUUAUUUGGUGCUGUUUAGUUUGACGAUAUUUCGCAAACGCGUGCAACAUGCGUUGCGAUUUGUUCGUUUAUUUAUACUCGUUAUUAUUCUAACAACGGCAUUGUCUCGUGAAGAGUACGUGAUAUUGCCGGUGUUGAUAAAGCCUCGUGUGGCCUGUUCUCUAGAGAGCGCUAUGGUGAGUAGCGUUAUGAUACAAUGAUUUUUUUCAAGAUAACAAAACAAACAUAAAUUAUCUAUGAUCUAUGAAUAUAUCAAUAACUACAUGUUUGAUUCGUCGCUUUUGCUCAUUGAUAAUGCAGUUUACGGGGGUGAUGUAGGACGUAAGGUUUCUUUAUACGUGAGUAUUAUAUUCAAGCGUAAUCCUCUUGGAAUAUAGAGGGCGUAUGGGAAACUAUGCAACAAUCUGUAAGUAAGAAACGUAAUAGUAAAUUCUUCAACUGUGCGGCUAAAUAUCGACGAAGAAAUUCCUCCAGUGAACAAUAAGCAACACAUCGAAGCAGUCGUUAACAAAACACAUCGAAAAGUCGUUCUCUUCUGAAAUUAGUAUUUAUUCACUCUUUCAUUUGUAGUAUAAUAUUCACGCUGUACAGUACUUCGUUUGUGUCCAUACGUUUACGUACAUUCAUUUUGCGAUCUCACGAGUUAUUGAAGACAUUUUUACAAGCCUAUUUAUAGAUUUGGAUAAUUCGUUGUACUAUUUUUUCAAAGCGGAAUAGAGCUGAGCUUGAAAGCUCCCACGCGUAAAAAUCUUUCUUGCCGUUCACAAAAGUUGUUUUUUCUAAAUGCAUUCGUGUGGAAAAAAAUCGUCACAACAGUCGCGAACAGAUCGAUUGAACUCUCGUUUAAAAAUAUUGCGAGCACCGGUAAAAGUUUAUCAGUCAGUGUGAUAUUAAUGGUAUUACCGAAAAUUUUCGAGGUUAAGCGGUUUAAAAGCAAUGUUUACAAGUUUUUCAAUGCUCCCCCCAUUGGCAUUGACGCUAAUAGAGGGGAUCAAACAAAAAAUGGCGCGAGCAAUAAAAACUUUCGUGACCCAUGGUCAACAAAUAUUUUCAAUUUGUGCGAACAUCCUCGUGGUUUUUUUUUCUUUUUUUAUUUCAAAUCUUUUUUUGAGUUUCGAAUUUUGCCUGAUUCACGACUGCCGUUGCCUUCGAACUAAGCGUUUCCAUAAUACUUCGUCCCGGCGAGUGUUCGGUUAAUUGAAAUAAAGUACCAUAACUCGAAUAAAAAGAGAAAAAAAAUUCGUUGGAAGGUGGCAAAUAUACAGGAAUUAGGUGUGGAGUCUCUCUCGCGCGAGUCAGCAAGAGCAUUACGAAAAUUCUUCCAGCCUCGUGAUGUACGUAUUGAACUGGAUUAAUUAGAUAAUACCGUGAUCGGUAAUAAAUUCGAUACAGAAAUGGGCGAAAGACAAUGAUUCUCGAAGUUUUAUUCGGUCGUAAUAAAGAGUGACUUAUUCACGUAUCUGCGAAUACCGAGCACGGUUGCCAGGAUCGUUCUCAAGGUGACCGGUGAAAGAAUAAAUUUUUCUUUACAACGACUGAACAAACAUACGAAUCGUUGAUUUUUCAAGCCCAUCGCUGACCCGGAACGUUACGAUUAUAAUAAAUUGAUUAAUGAUACUAUUACUAUAAUAGGCUGUAAGUUGUCUCAUAGAAUUGUGUGAUGAACAUGUAAUCUUAAGGUAUGUGUGCUGAUUGUAGCAUCGUUUCCAUCGCAUUCUCGCGUCAGGCGGAGAGGUCUUGCCACUCUUCGCAUGGACCUGGGAGAUUGUCCCCAGAUUCACGACUUGGCACUGCGGGCUGACUACGAGGCCGCGCAGAAGAAGAAGGAUCACUUUUACGACAUCGAUGCAAUGGAACACCUUCAAAACUUUAUCGCUGAUUGUGACCGUCGGACCGAACAAGCGAAGCAACGUCUUGCCGAGACACAGGAGGAAUUGAGCGCAGAGGUAGCAGCAAAAGCAAAUAACGUUCAUGUGCUAGCGGAAGAAAUUGGAAAAAAAUUAGCCAAAGCGGAAGAACUCGGUGAAGAAGGCUUCGUCGAAGAGUCGAUGAAGCUAAUGGGUGAAAUUGAUGAAUUACGUAAGAAGAAAAACGAGGCGGAACAAGAAUAUAGAAAUAGCAUGCCGGCCUCGAGUUAUCAACAACAAAAAUUGCGGGUCUGCGAAGUAUGCAGCGCCUACCUCGGUAUUCACGAUAAUGAUCGCAGACUCGCCGAUCACUUUGGUGGCAAAUUGCAUCUGGGAUUCAUCAAGAUAAGAGAAAAACUUGCCGAACUUGAAAAAACUGUUGAGGAUAGACGCAAGGAGAAACGCGAAACUAUGAUGGACAGAGAUAGGCGAGAGCGGGAAAGAGACCGUGAGGAUCGCGACAGAGAUCGUGACCGAUCCGACAGGAGGGGACUCAGUUAUCGGGAGCGUGAACGCGAUCGCGAUCGUGAUCGUGAUCGAAGGGACAGAGAGCGAAGACGAUCUAGAUCACGGUCUCGUAGUCGUGGAAAGAGGUCGAGACGUUCACGGAGUGGAAGCCAUGGUCGCCGUUCUCGUUCGCGGCGCAGUGGUUCCAACGAUCGCAAGAGAUAAAGAGCCAGGAGUGAAACGGAUACGAGGAUGAAAAACAAAAACAGAAAGAGCCUACAAGGACCAUUGAACAUCUCACGGAACAGGGAAUGGAACAUCUCGAAGAUUGACUUUCGCUUGAGCAACAUCUUUGCCAAGGUUCGCGCUCACAUAAGUAAGAUCGCGUUCAUUUUUCGUAUUUUUUUUUAAUACGAAAGCUCACUUGUAUUAAAGAUAGAGAAAAGAGAAAUCAGAAAGCAAGUUGAUAAGAUCUAAUUACCUUACAACACACAAAACGUGAAUGAGCAACGAUGCUCUUUUCACACAUUCACACCCACAUAGCUAAUACACAUUCAUACAAUACACAAUCACAUUUUCGACACACGCAUAAACUCUCGCUUGUUCUUCGUUUGUGUAGAAGCAAGAGAGAGAGAGAAAAAAAAGAGAGACAUUGUUUUUAAUCGUUUUUAAUAUUAUCCGUGCGAAGAUUAUCCCAAUACCGGACUCGAAGAUAAUAAAUUCAUACUUCGGCAUAAUGCGGCAUUAUACGUGAGUAAUAUUUCCACAAUACGAGUUGUAAGUAAUUUUCUCUAUACAUACAUCCAAUACGCCAGACCAUCAAGAAAAUUUAAAAGAUAACUAUAGAUAUAUAAUCGUUGAUUUAAAUCACAUGGGUAAAGAUUUUCCGAUUCAGUUUCAACUAGAUAUAUCAUUGCUAUUACUCCUAUUGUCUGAUGUAAAUAAAUAAUUAAAAGAUAAAAAUAAAAUUAAGAGAAUACACUUGAUCUCUUUUAUUCGAGAAAAAAAGGGAAAAUGGAAAUCAAUAAGGAUAGAAUAAUAAUGAAAAAGGAACUUUUUUAAAUUUGACUUUGUCGCGUAUUUAAUGAUUGUCGAGUCGUAAAAGGUGUAACUAUUGACGAUUACUAGUAAACGUUAAUAUAAUAAAUAAAUAACGUACAAUUGUCACGAA